This is a messenger RNA of Rosa rugosa (rugosa rose), 825 nucleotides long. RefSeq lists its product as uncharacterized. Gene Ontology annotation, molecular function: ubiquitin-protein transferase activity. The transcript is spliced from 5 exons. The record is from RefSeq and is a predicted model, not a curated record. NCBI's taxonomy places the organism in Eukaryota, Viridiplantae, Streptophyta, Magnoliopsida, Rosales, Rosaceae. The coding region runs from base 193 to 657 and encodes 154 amino acids.
AUUAGCUCUUAUCUUUAUCACUGCUACCCGAUCAUCUUUCUGCUUCUUCGGUUCUCUUUUAUCAUCGUUUAAUAUUUCUGGGACUCUUGGUCGUCAAAGAGACCAUCGCAAUCUGCUCCAGUUUCAAAGACUCGGAUCGAGGUGUGACUGAAAAUUCAAAUAGAAGCUAGCAAAAUUUGAAGCGAUUUCUUGAUGGGUUCUUUUUGUUCCUGCUUUAAUGCGGACGAUCCUUUGGAUAACACGCACAAUGCUAACAAUGCCAACAAUGAUAACCGAAUCAUCCCUAACUUGUACAACAAGGUUGGGUUCGGCAAUGAGGAAACACAUUCAUCUACUCAAGUAGCACCGAAUGCUGUUAUUAUGGAACAUGGAAAUACACAAUCUGGGACUGGCACGGAUGCUGCUACUAAUACUACUAUUCAAUCCCUUCCUGGUCCUUUGCUUAUCGAAAAGAAGAUUGGAGGACACCGGUUUCUCUAUCCUUCCACCAUGGAAGAGGAAGAAUGUCCUACAUGUCUUGAAGAAUACACACCUGAAAAUCCAAAGAUAACAGCAAAGUGUUCUCACCAUUUCCACCUUGCUUGUAUAUAUGAAUGGUUGGAGAGAAACCAAACAUGUCCAGUUUGCAGCCAGGUGAUGUCAUUUAAUGAUCUCUGAGAUCACACAGCAACUGCAACAGGCAACAGCUACCAAAGUAGAGACAGUCGUAUAUAAACGCAGAAGAGGAUUGGUUAAGCAAUCAAAAUUCUAAGGAUUAAGAAGCCUUUUGAAUGAUCUCUAUAUGUUCCAUUUCUUCAGAAAGAGUGAAGCUGUAAAUACAAUAAU